CUGCUUGAUGACGACACGACCCAACUUUUUUUCCUGGCCAACUCCGUCAUCCUCAACACCAUCGUCUCCGGCCUCGGGACCGUCUCCAACGUCAUCAGCAUCCUCAUCUUCGUGAGGCAGGGUUUCCGGGACACGGUCAACAUCAGCUUGUUCGGCCUGGCCUUCUCCGACCUCCUGUCGCUCGUGUCUCUGCUAUGGCUGGCCAUACUCUCCAACCCGCUGUUGAAAAACUCCGAACAGAUCCUGUUCGUGGCUCUGGACGUCCAGUACUUGACCGCGGGGUGGCCGCACGUCUGCUUCGCGCGCGUCACCGGCUGGAUCACGGCUUUCGUGACGUUCGAACGUUGUCUGUGCAUCUGUCUGCCGUUGAAGGUGAAGACUAUCCUCACCCCGACACGGGUCAACGGCUGCAUAGUGGGUAUCUUUCUCGUCGUCAUGGCGAGCGUGGCGCCUACCUACUACACCAGCCGCCUCGGGGACGUCUUCAUCGCUGAGCGGAACCGAACCCUUGUCGGUCUGGUCGUGACCCCGGACCGGGCGCAGGUGGAGAGCGUGGCUUUCACCAUCAACAACGUCGUGUCACCCAUUGGAUCGUUCUGCGUCGUCGUCGUCUGCACCAUUGUACUGGCAGUGAAACUCAGAGAAAAAACGAAAUGGAGGCAAAGCGCGACGCGCGCAAAAGAACAAGACCGAGCGGGGAAGAUCUCGAGAAAGGACCAGAAGGCUGUUAAAAUGGUGGUGGCCAUCUCAACUGUUUUCAUCGUCAGCUUCACGCCCACCACCGUCUUCUUCGCCUGGAUGGCGCACGAUCCCGCGUUCGGCGCCGGGGGCGUCUAUCAGAACAUAUUCAAUGUGGUAUUCUCCUUCUCGUUCUUGUUGGAGGCGAUCAAUGGGAGCGUCAACAUUUUCGUCUACUACAACAUGAGCAGCCGAUACAGAAACAGUUUUAUCAGGAUGUUCCGGUUCGGCAGCGGGUCAGCUGUUGGAAAAUAA
This is a messenger RNA of Lymnaea stagnalis (great pond snail), 993 nucleotides long. Lineage: Eukaryota; Metazoa; Mollusca; Gastropoda; Lymnaeidae. The record is from the annotation of a GenBank genome assembly.